Messenger RNA from Malania oleifera, 1783 nucleotides. RefSeq names its product zinc finger CCCH domain-containing protein 25. The transcript is spliced from 4 exons. The record is from RefSeq and is a predicted model, not a curated record. Gene Ontology annotation, cellular component: U2 snRNP; precatalytic spliceosome; catalytic step 2 spliceosome. Gene Ontology annotation, biological process: mRNA splicing, via spliceosome. Bases 314 to 1318 code for a protein of 334 amino acids. Gene Ontology annotation, molecular function: RNA binding; metal ion binding. Lineage: Eukaryota; Viridiplantae; Streptophyta; Magnoliopsida; Santalales; Ximeniaceae.
GGGUUAAAUCGGUUGCAACCCGACCCGGUUGAUUGCUGAUCUGAAGCACAGGCGGGGGAGCAGCAGUUAGAUCCGUCGUCCUGAACUCGACGCCUGCCUUCCCCAGUUACACUCCUCACCGUCUCCGAAACCUUCACCUCCUCCUUACCGAAACCUCCCAAAUCGCCUCCACGGAACGCCUUUUCUCGCCGAGGUCAAACCCACCUAGCACACACAGAGACCGGCGGCGAGCGCCGUUUCGUCUCGUCGGGCUCGGCGUAGGGUUUGGGAAGUCGAGACAGAGUCUUUGAAAUUUGAACAUUUAGGUCAAGAAAUGAAUCCUUUAACACUAGUCAAACGCAUACAAAAGAUCAAUUCCAAGGAAGCGGCUUUAGGCGUAUCUGAAGAAGCUUCAUGGCAUGCAAAGUAUAAGGACUCUGCUUAUGUUUUUGUCGGUGGCAUUCCAUUUGAUCUCACCGAAGGUGAUCUCCUUGCGGUUUUUGCGCAAUGCGGAGAGAUAGUUGAUGUUAAUCUUGUUAGAGAUAAAGGAACUGGGAAGUCAAAAGGUUUUGCCUUUAUUGCAUAUGAGGAUCAAAGAAGCACAAAUCUUGCCGUAGAUAAUUUAAAUGGUGCUCAAAUUCUUGGUCGAAUUAUAAGGGUUGAUCAUGUUAGUAAAUAUAAAAAGAAAGAAGAAGAAGAUGAAGAGGCAGAACAGCAGAAAAGGGAGGCACGAGGUGUAUGUCGGGCUUUCCAAAGAGGGGAAUGCAAUCGUGGAGCUGGAUGCAAAUUUUCCCAUGACGAGCAACGAGCAGCAAAUACAGGGUGGGGACCUGAAGAUAAAAGUUCAAGAUGGGGUCAUGACAAGUUUGAGGGAUCAACAAAGAGUGAAAAAAGAUCUGGUCCAUUGACUCGUGUUCCAGGUUUGACGGUUGAUGAGGGGUCUAGAUCAGGUGACAAAGAACCAAGAAAUUCCAGACGAAGGGGCUAUGAUGGGGAAGUGGAAAACCACCGUUGGCGAAGUGAACUGAAUGCCAGAGAUCGUGACAGUAGAGACCUCGAGAGGCGACUGGAACAAAAGGAGAAGGAAAGGAACCUCAAGGAAGAUGGGGAUAGACGAGGAACUGAGAAAAAAACAGUGAGGCAGAACACUGAUCCUAAUUCAAGAGAAGACUAUGAUAGGAGGGGGGAAAAGAGAUCCAGAAGGCAUGAAUCUGAAUCCUUUCUAAGAGAAGACCAAGAUAAGAGGGGAUGGGAGAAACAAUCAGGUCAUCAUCGCGAUUCUUCCUCCCAUCGUCAUAGAGAUAGAGAUGAGGAUCGCCAUCACAGAUCUGAUAGAUGACAUCCUAUUAAAAGAAUUAUGUGGAGAAUAUUUUCCCAAAAAAUUUCAGGGGCACAGAAGCUCAAACUGUCUAAUAGUGGUAUGGACUGGAAUCAUAAAAUGCACUAUACCGAAUGAAUCAGUAUCUGCGACCCUGCUUAUAAAGUAUUGUUUCCUGAAGUUGGUAUUAGUGUGGGAGGGUGCAACCAUAGAAACAAACAAACCAGUAGCUUAGCUAUUCAUUACUGCAUGUUUGGCAAGGGCCUUUUGGACUUGAUGGUUGACAUGUAUGAACGAAUCCUGUUGUUCAUUGGACCGUGGGAGAUUUUGAAAGGCUGCGUAAAGAUAGAGGUUGGAUCCUUCUCUUCAAGAGUUCGACAUAUUUGAGAUCUUGUAAUUUUAGUUUUUCACCAACUUUUUCAUGUUGUUCAAGGCUUUUGAGGCCUAAUCCAGAACUUUUGCUGCUAUAGAUUAAUGUUUGUUCAA